Messenger RNA from Helianthus annuus (common sunflower), 435 nucleotides. RefSeq names its product auxin-responsive protein SAUR68. NCBI's taxonomy places the organism in Eukaryota, Viridiplantae, Streptophyta, Magnoliopsida, Asterales, Asteraceae. The record is from RefSeq and is a predicted model, not a curated record. The transcript has a single exon. Gene Ontology annotation, biological process: response to auxin. The coding region runs from base 1 to 435 and encodes 144 amino acids.
AUGAUGAACACCAAGAAGUUGAUCAAGAUUGCAAGAAAGUCCCAAGAAAUGGCAACCAUUCGGCGCAAGAGUAUUACAGCGCCAGGAGCAUUAAGAGACGAUAACACUAAUUCAACAGCGAAAGUUGAGAAAGGUCAUUUUGUUGUGUAUACAUUCGAUGGACAUCGCUUUGUUUUUCCUUUAGGACACCUCAAGACUUACAUAUUUAGAGAGCUUUUAACCAUGUCCGAAGAAGAGUUUGGACUACCAAGCAGUGGACCAAUCACAUUCCCAUGUGAUGCAUCAUUUAUGAAGGAUGUAGCUAACUUAUUCCAAGAACGCGCAACACUAGCAAAGGAGAGAGCUUUGCUGCAAUCUUUGAUUACUAAAAGUUGUCAUCCAUCUUUUUGUGUUAGUCAAGAAACUACCAGACAACUAGUUGCCCAUGCUUGUUAA